Molecule: messenger RNA, 2865 nt
Organism: Nelumbo nucifera (sacred lotus)
Lineage: Eukaryota; Viridiplantae; Streptophyta; Magnoliopsida; Proteales; Nelumbonaceae
Product: plasma membrane ATPase
Biological process (GO): proton export across plasma membrane
Cellular component (GO): membrane
Molecular function (GO): ATP binding; P-type proton-exporting transporter activity; ATP hydrolysis activity
Source: RefSeq, a predicted model, not a curated record
AUGGCUGGCAACAAGAGUAUUUCUCUUGAAGAAAUCAAGAACGAGAAUGUUGAUCUUGAACGGAUCCCUGUGCAAGAAGUAUUUGAACAGCUAAAAUGUACAAAAGAAGGUUUGACAACAGAGGAAGGGGAGCAGAGGCUCCAAAUAUUUGGCCCCAACAAACUAGAAGAGAAAAAGGAGAGCAAGAUUCUCAAGUUUUUGGGUUUUAUGUGGAAUCCUCUUUCAUGGGUAAUGGAAAUUGCUGCUAUUAUGGCCAUAGCAUUGGCUAAUGGAGGGGGCAAGCCCCCAGAUUACCAAGACUUCGUGGGUAUUGUGGUACUUCUUUUCAUCAACUCAACCAUAAGCUUCAUUGAAGAGAACAAUGCUGGAAAUGCAGCUGCUGCUCUCAUGGCAGGUCUUGCACCCAAGACUAAGGUGCUAAGGGAUGGGAGAUGGACCGAGCAGGAGGCAGCUAUCCUAGUACCAGGUGAUGUUAUAAGCAUCAAACUAGGAGAUAUAGUCCCUGCAGAUGCCCGCCUUCUUGAGGGAGAUCCACUCAAGAUUGACCAGUCGGCUCUCACUGGUGAAUCCCUACCUGUAACCAAGAAUCCUGGUGAUGAGGUCUUCUCUGGCUCAACAUGUAAGCAAGGUGAGAUUGAAGCUGUUGUUAUUGCAACCGGAGUCCACACCUUCUUUGGCAAGGCUGCUCAUCUUGUUGAUAGCACCAACCAAGUUGGUCACUUCCAAAAGGUUUUGACAGCCAUUGGAAACUUCUGUAUAUGUUCGAUUGCAUUGGGGAUGUUGGUGGAGAUAAUUGUGAUGUACCCCAUCCAACGCCGAAAGUACAGGGAUGGCAUUGAUAAUCUUUUGGUGCUACUGAUUGGUGGGAUUCCAAUUGCCAUGCCAACUGUGUUAUCAGUGACUAUGGCAAUUGGGUCCCAUCGGCUUUCUGAACAAGGUGCCAUUACAAAGAGGAUGACUGCCAUUGAGGAGAUGGCUGGAAUGGAUGUCCUUUGCAGUGACAAGACAGGGACUCUCACUCUCAACAAGCUUACUGUCGAUAAGAACUUGAUUGAGGUCUUUGUGAAGAACAUGGACAAAGACACUGUGGUCUUGAUUGCUGCUAGAGCUUCCAGAGUUGAAAAUCAGGAUGCUAUUGAUGCUUCAAUUGUGGGGAUGUUAGCUGACCCCAAGGAGGCAAGAGCAGGAAUAAAAGAGAUACAUUUCCUUCCCUUUAACCCUGUUGAGAAGCGAACUGCCAUAACUUAUAUUGACUCUGAUGGCAAUUGGCAUAGAGCUAGCAAGGGUGCACCAGAACAGAUUAUUGAUCUUUGCAACCUCAACAACGAAGCAAAAAACAAAGUACAUUCUAUGAUUGACAAAUUUGCAGACCGGGGCCUUCGUUCUUUGGGUGUUGCCCAACAGAUGGUACCAGAAAAAUCCAAGGAAAGUGCAGGAGCUCCAUGGCAGUUUGUGGGUCUAUUACCUCUUUUUGAUCCUCCAAGGCAUGAUAGUGCAGAAACCAUUCGCCGAGCUCUCAAUCUUGGUGUCAACGUUAAGAUGAUCACUGGUGAUCAGCUUGCCAUUGCCAAGGAGACUGGGCGUAGGCUUGGCAUGGGUACCAACAUGUAUCCUUCUUCCUCUCUUCUAGGCCAGAGUAAGGAUGACUCCAUUGCAACAAUGCCUGUUGAUGAGCUCAUUGAGAAGGCUGAUGGCUUUGCUGGUGUUUUCCCUGAGCAUAAAUACGAGAUUGUGAAGAAACUGCAAGAGAGAAAGCAUAUAUGUGGAAUGACUGGAGAUGGUGUGAAUGAUGCUCCUGCUCUGAAGAAGGCAGACAUAGGUAUUGCUGUAGCAGAUGCAACAGAUGCAGCCAGAAGUGCUUCAGACAUAGUGUUGACAGAGCCUGGACUCAGUGUAAUUAUAAGUGCAGUUUUAACCAGCAGAGCCAUCUUCCAGAGAAUGAAGAACUAUACAAUCUAUGCUGUGUCUAUUACAAUCCGUAUUGUGCUGGGGUUCAUGCUCAUUGCUCUUAUUUGGAAGUUUGAUUUCUCUCCCUUCAUGGUCCUGAUCAUUGCUAUCCUCAAUGAUGGAACCAUCAUGACCAUAUCCAAGGAUAGGGUCAAGCCAUCUCCUGUGCCUGAUUCAUGGAAACUCCAAGAGAUCUUUGCCACUGGUGUUGUCCUUGGCACCUACCUCGCCAUGAUGACAGUCAUCUUUUUCUACAUUGCGCAUGACACCGACUUUUUCUCAGAUCACUUUGGUGUCAGAUCCAUCAGGAACAACGAAGAUGAGCUCACUGCGGCUGUCUACCUCCAAGUGAGUAUUGUGAGUCAGGCACUCAUCUUUGUCACACGUUCAAGGAGCUGGUCUUUUGUCGAACGCCCUGGCCUUUUGCUCGUUAGUGCCUUUCUUGCUGCUCAACUGCUGGCUACAUUGAUUGCUGUGUAUGCCAAAUGGGGAUUUGCUAGAAUCCAAGGUAUCGGAUGGGGAUGGGCUGGAGUGAUCUGGGUCUACAGCAUUAUUUUCUACUUCCCUCUUGAUCCGCUUAAGUUCAUCAUCCGCUUUGCUUUGAGUGGCAAGGCUUGGGACAAUCUACUUGAGAAUAAGACUGCUUUUACAACAAAGAAGGAUUAUGGUAGAGAAGAGAGAGAGGCACAAUGGGCUUUGGCUCAACGUACUUUGCAUGGCCUGCAGCCUCCAGAUUUAUCUGGGCUCUUGAAUGAUAAGAACAGUUACAGAGAGUUGUCAGAGAUUGCAGAGCAAGCUAAGAGGCGUGCUGAGAUUGCAAGGCUAAGGGAGCUCAAUACACUCAAGGGGCAUGUUGAGUCUGUGGUAAAGCUCAAGGGACUAGAUAUUGAUACCAUUCAACAGAACUACACUGUUUGA